Messenger RNA from Xenopus tropicalis (tropical clawed frog), 3334 nucleotides. RefSeq names its product ring finger protein 168, E3 ubiquitin protein ligase (gene rnf168). The record is from RefSeq and is a predicted model, not a curated record. NCBI's taxonomy places the organism in Eukaryota, Metazoa, Chordata, Amphibia, Anura, Pipidae. Gene Ontology annotation, cellular component: ubiquitin ligase complex; catalytic complex; nucleus. The coding region runs from base 210 to 1814 and encodes 534 amino acids. The transcript is spliced from 7 exons. Gene Ontology annotation, molecular function: ubiquitin-protein transferase activity; metal ion binding; ubiquitin binding. Gene Ontology annotation, biological process: DNA metabolic process; response to ionizing radiation; double-strand break repair.
UUUGUACUUGUUCUAAUAUAACAUGGCAGGGUAGGUCCAGUCAGGAUACAUUCUGCUGCUGAAGGCUGUUAGAAGUUAUAGUUCAACAGACGUGUAGCGGGUUGGCCAUACCCGAUAUAUUUAAUCCUCCACACAGCUUGUGUCUGUACACAGUAUGCCUUUGAAUUCAGUGUGAUUUCUGCUUGGUGGCUCUUUACUGAAGAUCCAGGAUGGCAAAAGUUCAGAAGCUUCCUUUGCCGUGGUCAGAAUGUAUAUGCCCAAUAUGCCAGGAGAUCCUUUUGGAACCUGUGACCUUACCCUGCAAACACACCCUUUGCAACCCUUGCUUUCAGAUGACUGUAGAAAAAGCCAGCCUUUGCUGUCCAUUUUGCCGCAAGCGGGUAUCAACUUGGGCUCGCCAACAUUCCCGCACUCGGACUUUGGUUAAUAAAGAGUUGUGGGAGGUAAUACAGAAGCAGUACCCAAAGCAAUGUCAGCGUCGGGCCAGUGGACAAGAGUCUGAUGAUCUUUCAGAUGAGUUAACAUCUUGUCCAGUUCCAGUUUUAUGUAAACCAGGAGAAAUCAGACAGGAAUAUGAAGCAGAGGUUAGCAAGAUAGAAGCUGAGCGCACUGCUCAAGAAGAGGCAGAGAGAAAGGCAAGUGAGGAUUAUAUCCAGAAACUGUUAGCAGAAGAAGAAGCUGAAGAAAAUCUUCAUGCAGAAGCAUCGCAGAGGGAGAUAGAGGAGCAGCUGAAAAGAGAUGAGGAAUUGGCUCGGUUACUAAGUGGAGAUAUGGAUUUGUCAAAUGCCUCCUGUACUUCUGUGUCGCCUGUAACAUCAAAGAAAGUAGUCUCUAAAUCCAGCAAAAUUGUGAAAAGCAAGCAGAGAGUAUCUGGAGACAUAGAGAGAUUUCUUUCUCCAAAGCCUCGAAGAGCCUUGGCUGCUUUUGGAAUUAAUGAAUCCAGGAAUUCUGACACUUCGGGGAGUUGUAUCCUUUUGGAUGAGGAUGAGGAUGAAGAUGAGAUUCCAGACCUCUCACCUCAGUGUCCUUCCACCAGCUUAAUACAAGAAAGAGAUGUUGAGCUACCAAUGCCAUAUUUACCUAACUGUUACAAAUUAGAGUCUGACGCAGCCAGUCAGCAGGAUAGCUGUUCUGAAAGGAAUGAUAUUUGCAAUGGGACUUAUUCUUGCUCUGACAGUAUAGAUGUAGAAGUGAGCAAGACUAUGGAACAACAAAGAGCUACAGCAGAUUCUCAGGAGUACAGAAUGGAGACUAAUGCAAUGAGCUACAGUACACCUAAAAGAAAAUGUGAAGAAUGUUAUCUUGACAUAGAAGAAAAAGCAGGGAGUUGUCAAAGUGUUAAAAAGAAAAAGCUGUCUCUAUCAGAGGACAGCCCAGUACUUAGUGUUCAUGCUGGGAAAUUCAUUGAAUUGGAAGAGAAUCUAUAUGAGCGGAGGAAACAGGAGGAACACGAUAGGCUAUUUGCCCUCCAGCUGCAAAGAGAGUUGGACAAAGAACUGAAACAAGUAAACAGAGGGAAGGGUUCUCCAGAUGAGUAUCAGCUAAGACCUAAAAGAGGCUUAAAACUACAGGAUUCACCUUUGCCUCAUAAUGAACAAACACCUGUACAAGAUAAGGGUGGGAAUACACAGAGUGGGUAUAGCCCGGAUGAAAACAAAAAACCUUCCAGAAAAAAAAGCAUCACAUCUUCUCAAGUCAGGCAGAGCAGAGCAGUAACCAAUACUGAGCGGUCCUCUGAAGGGAUGAAUGUAUUAAAGCCAAGUAACAAGCAGCCAACUAUACUGGACCUAUUCCAAAGAUCAGCUGGCAAAUAAAAUUAUUUGUUAACUGUUCUGGUACAUAUCUAUAAAAUCUUUUUUGUAUGAUUUUCAGUAAGUGUAUGCUGGCCCGCUGACCCUGACUGAUAUCCGUGUGUUGAGCCAGUUAACGGAGCAGACCUGUUUGAAAUCUCAUCUGCUGAUGGAUUAUAUUUUCUAGUGUAUGGUGCAUCACUGGAUAAGGAAGUGAAGAGGAGCUGUAGCUGCCUCCCUAGGAAAUAUGGCCCUGAGUACAUUGUGUGUGGCAUUAGCUGACUCUAAGGAACAUUGUAGGAUAGGCUGAGCUUUAUUUAGAAAAUUGAUAUGGCAGUGCUAAUAGCAAACACAUAGAAAUAAAAAGCAAAGAGUUUUGCAGAAAACAUAUUUAGCAUGCCACCUUAUAUAAAUCUAUAUUUGUACUGCCACUGGUUACGGUUUUGUUUUCAAAUUAUAGUUUAGGCUUGGGCUACAUAGGUAAGAGUCAUCCUGAGAGACUGAAUGGAGACCAGGGCUGUAAUAUGUGGCAAGAUCCUGGAACAUUACAGGCAAUAAGGCUGCCUUACACAGCAUUCGCUUUGGCACUUUUAUGGCAGCAAUGUUUGAAUGCUGCUAAGUCUAAUGGCACACGAAGCGAGAUCGUCCCCUUUCCCCCUCGGAAAGCAAUGCAUAGGUCUUCCCACCGUGACUCGCGCUGCGUGCUAUUAGCCUAAGGAUUUCUGUAACUCCAUGUAGCUCCAACCUUACUAUUGUUUUUUUCAAAGAGAUGAAUGGUUGAUUCAGUGUCCUGCUACUGUUACCAUUACAUAUUCAGUACUGAUCUUCUCUAAUUUAGGAACAGACUACAGCAUUAGUAACUUGUUUUCACAAUUCACCAAUGCACCCUGUAAGCUCACAGGUGAUGUGGUGGGAAAACAGGAAAAAAAGUGUUUUCAUUAAUUUACUUGCUGCUAUUUUGUACCAAAGUUUUGUAUAAUUUUUGUUUAGAAUUAUACAGGGGUUAAUAAUUUCACAGGUUAAGAACUAUGAUUUUACAUUAGACUUUUCCUUUUCACAUGUAUAGUUUGCAGUUCAGCAAUUUUAUAUUAGAGAGUUAACCUAAAAACAAAAUCCUACCUUUAGGCUUUGUGUCCAAAGCAAAGCAGGUUUGAGAAUACCCUGUUGCUUCGUUUUUAUUGCACUUCUACUGCAUGUAGUUUUAACACAAAAAUAACAUUGAUGUGCUGAGUACAAAUUGCAUCCCACAUGGCCUGGUCACCUUGCAGCUGUGGUGGGAAGAGGAAUUACACGGGUUGUUCACCUUUAAAAUAACUUUUAGUAUGAUGUAGACAAUGAUCUUUUUAGACAGUCUUGCAGUUGGUUUUUAUUUGUGGCUUUUCAGUUAUUUGGCACUUUGUUCAGAAGCUCUCAAAUUUAAAAUGUCAUCAGCUAUCUGAUUGCUAUGGCCUUGUUUACCUUAGGAACCAGGCAGUGGCUUGAAUGAUAGACUCUAAUAUGAAAAGGAGGGGGCUGGAAUAAAAAGAUAAGUAAAAAAAAAAUUA